UACCGAAACCACAUAUAAAUUAUAUGCAUUUGUAUAUAACUAAGUAAAUAUAAUUAAUAAUUUGUGUUGUAAUCUUGAUAAAAAUUAGUAUUAAUUCCAAAAUCCACAUUGAUGUGCUGGGAAUGAAUCCAAAAAACAAACCUGGAUGAAUUAAACAAACCUGUGCUCAUUUAUAAAAACGGAUAAUUAAUCAACAAAUGAGAUAACUGUGCGAACCGUAAGCGCCCGGAGUUUUACAACAAAACUAUAAAAAGUUGUCGCAAAACAAAAUCUGUUAAAAUCUUAUUGUAAUCCAUAUUGUAAUACAUAUUGCAAUCCUAAAGACAUUAUAAAAACAAUGUAUAGCCAGUGGCUAACACUACUCCUAUGGGUCGGGAUCGCUAUCAUCGGACUUCAGGCCAGUCCUAACAGCGACCCGCACUUCGUGGCCGACCGGUCGGUGAUCGUACACCUGAUGGAGUGGACGUACGCAGAGGUGGCCACAGAAUGCGAACAAUUUCUCGGCCCUCACGGCUUUGGCGGUGUCCAACUGUCGCCAGUGCACGAGUGCGCUGUCAUCGAUCGUAGGCCGUGGUGGGAACGCUACCAACCCGUCAGCUAUAAGAUUGACUGCCGGUCGGGCAAUGAGACCAGCUUUGCCGAUAUGACCCGCCGGUGCAACAAAGCCGGUGUCCGUAUAUAUGUCGAUGUGGUGCUCAACCAUAUGACGGGCGUUCAGUCGGGUAAGGGAACGGCGGGCGACCCGUACGACGGGGUCGGCGAGAACUACUCGGCCGCUGGGUUCACAUCAGCCGACUUUCACGGCAAAGACGUGUGCCAUACGGCGGACCUCAACAUUAAGGACUACGACGACCCACAACAGGCCCGCAACUGCCAGUUGGGCGGACUCCGGGACCUGAAUCAGGGCCGCGAGAACGUGCGCAAAGCCCAGGCUCAGUUUCUAAACAAACUGAUCAAGCACGGUGUGGCCGGUUUCCGGUCGGACGCCAGCAAACACCAGUGGCCCGAAGAUUUGAAAAACAUUAUCUCACGCCUGGAUCCGCUCAACACCGAGUACUUCCCGGCCAACGCCAAGCCCUUUAUAUACCACGAGUACAUUUCCGGCACCCGUAUCAAAGCCCAGGAGUACACACCGUUGGGUCGGGUCAUCGAGUUUAAGGCGUUUGACAACUUGGGUCACGUGUUUCGCAAGAAAGACAACCAAAAGUUGGCGUAUUUUAAGAACUGGGGGGUUGGGUGGGGAAUGUUGCCCUCAGACGAUGCCCUGAUUAUGGUAGACAGUCAUGACUUACAACGCGGUCAGUCGGGCAACCUCGCCAUCACUAUCACUUACUUUGAGCCCCGGCUGUUGAAGAUGGCCACCGCCUUCAUGUUGGCCCAGCCCUACGCCGUCACCCGUGUUAUGUCCAGCUAUUACUGGCCCCGCACUAUACAAGGCGGCCACGAUAUCAACGAUUGGAUGGGUCCGCCGCACGACUCGGCCUUCAAUAUAGCGCCCGUCAAACGUAUGCCAGACCUGAGCUGUAACGCCAGUGAAUGGAUUUGUGAGCACAGGUGGCGCCAGAUAUACAAUAUGGUUGGCUUCAGGAACGCCGCCGGAGCCGAACCCGUGGCCAACUGGUGGGACAAUGGGAACAAUUCGGUGGCUUUUGGUCGCGGAAACAAGGCUUUCAUUGCCAUCAACAAUGAUGUUCAGCCCAUCGAUGCUAAGCUCAAGACAGGACUCCCGGCCGGCAAUUAUUGCGAUAUAAUCUAG
Molecule: messenger RNA, 1756 nt
Organism: Medioppia subpectinata
Lineage: Eukaryota; Metazoa; Arthropoda; Arachnida; Sarcoptiformes; Oppiidae
Source: the annotation of a GenBank genome assembly